Molecule: messenger RNA, 3983 nt
Organism: Cotesia glomerata
Lineage: Eukaryota; Metazoa; Arthropoda; Insecta; Hymenoptera; Braconidae
Gene: TBPH
Product: TAR DNA-binding protein 43-like
Exons: 4
Coding region: 734-2146 (470 amino acids)
Biological process (GO): regulation of gene expression
Cellular component (GO): nucleoplasm
Molecular function (GO): RNA binding
Source: RefSeq, a predicted model, not a curated record
UCUUCUUUGGUGACCGAAUGCAAGAGUUCUCGCCAGCAUACUAUCUCCCCUCUCGACAUAUUAUAUUCGACUCAUCGUUCUCGAUGUACAACUCACGGCUCACAACGUAAGCGCGAGAGAAAGAGGUGCGGUGUUUUGUUGCGUGAUUGCGAGAGUUGUUGUUUGCGAGUUGUCCGAUGUCCGAGCGUGUGUGUGUUGUUAUGCUGUACGACCAUUAAAUAAUUCUUUUAAACAAUAGUUUUAAUAUCAGUAAUAUUUAUACUAAAGUAACUAAAAAAUUAAAAUCCUUACAUAAUAAUAAAAGUGUUCGUCGGUCCUAAAAAUAAUAAGGUCACCUAAGCGAGCUGAAAAGAGAGCCAGCCAGCGAGAACGUAAUAAAGAAAAAAGUGUGGACGAGAAAGUAUACACGAGAGUGAGCGAGAAAGAACAAGAGAGAGAAAGAAAAGACACAUAUUGCCAGGCAUUAACGAGUAGAGAGCAACCAAGUUUAUAUAUUAUAAUAUAUAUAAAUAUAUCAUAUAUAUUAAUUGAAGGAAAAGAUAUAAAUAUUAAGAGCAAGAGAGCGAUAGAAAUUUCUAAAAAAACUAGAGUAAUAAAUAAAAAAAGUUGAGACGCUUGGUGAACUCCGAUUGCUGAGAUUACUGACUGAACUACUGCUACUCUACUUCUGUUUGCUCUAUCCUCCAUUCUAUAUAAUACGUAUAACUAGCCAACAACUCGUGGAACAAACAAAAUGUCAUCGUAUAUCCAGGUUGCUGAGGACGAGGGUGAAGAACCGAUAGAACUCCCAACGGAGGAUGAUUCAACAUUAUUGUUAACGACUCUCUCAGCGCAAUUUCCCGGUACGUGCGGUCUCAAAUACCGCAAUCCAGAAUCACGUACAAUGCGGGGCGUGCGUCUCGUUGAUGGUCGUCUUCAUGCGCCGGAAAAUGGCUGGGGCAAAGCUGUCUAUUUUUGCGUGUUUCCAAAAGAAAACAAACGUAAAUCAGAUGACAAUUUGGAAAAUUCAACUGCCAAGACCAAGAGAAUGGAAACAAAAUUACGAUGCACUGACCUUAUUGUACUUGGAUUACCGUGGAAAACAACUGAGCAAAAUUUACGGGAAUACUUUGAGACAUUUGGCGAGGUUUUGAUGGCCCAGGUGAAAAAAGAUCCUAAGUCAGGUCAGAGCAAAGGAUUUGGAUUUAUAAGAUUUGGAAGUUAUGAAUCACAAUUACGGUGUCUUGCUCAACGGCACAUGAUUGAUGGUAGAUGGUGUGACGUCAAGGUUCCUAAUAGCAAGGAGGGAAUGAUUCAACAAGUACCGUGCAAGGUAUUCGUGGGACGCUGUACUGAAGAUUUAACAGCCGACGAUCUACGUGACUACUUUUCAAAGUUUGGUGAAGUUACGGAUGUGUUCAUUCCAAAGCCAUUUCGUGCAUUCUCGUUCGUAACCUUCCUAGAUCCCGAGGUAGCCCAGUCACUGUGUGGUGAAGACCACAUAAUAAAGGGCGUAUCGGUACACGUGUCCAAUGCAGCGCCUAAAUCCGAGGGUAACAAUCGUAACUUUAACAAUCAGAUGAACUCAAAUAUGCGUGGACGAGGUAUGGGUGGUCCAAUAGACAACAACAUGCAGGGAAACUACCAAGGAAAUCGUUACAUGGGUCACUCUGGGAACAAUAUGGGCCCAAACGGAUGGAAUAAUCCCGGUAAUAGAGGUAAUUUGGAUAUGCCUAAUCUACAAGCUUUGGGAAUCACUGGACAGAAUAAUGGAGGUGGCGGUGGAGGUGGUAUGUCGAACCCCUUGGCAAUGGGUGGCAUAAACCUCUCAGCACUGCCUGUCAAUCCGGCUCUCGUUGCAGCAGCGAUUAAUCAAGCUUCAUGGGGACUCAUUGGUAAUCUCCAGAGCCAGGGUAACGAUCAAGGAUACUCCAACCAACCUGGACCACCUGGACAACCACCAUCUGGCAACAAUAGUAUCGGAAAUAGUGGUAACUCGGGAUUUCUCAGCUGGAUGAAUCAGGGCGGCGGCGGUGAUGCCAACACUGGUAAUCCGGGUUCUGGUGGACCUGGUGGUCCCAAUAAUCCAAACGCUUCGCAGGGUACAUGGCAAAAUCAUCCAGGUCAGCGUGAUGGUAAAACGAAUACAUUUCUUAAGUACGAGUAAAUUCGGUCGGGACUCUGAGUCUACUCGUAAAAGACGGGCGCGUUCCCUCAGUCCCGAAACAUUGGCAUCGAAAAAUUGCAAAGGUACAAAAAAACCUAAAUAAUAACAGACUAAUUUAAACUUUCUUUAAAUUUUCACUUUUAUUUUUCAAAUUUGAUAAUUCAUUUUUUUUUCCUUUUUAGUUAAUCUUAUAAUUAUUUUGUCAUUUUUAAUUAAAAUAUUUGAAAAACAUUUUUUUUGGUUCACAUAUCUAUCUUUAAUAAGCUUAUUAAAUUGAUUGUUAGCACUUUUGUCUCACAAAAUAAUUGUUUCCACAUUUUGUAUCUAGCCUACAAUGAUUCGAUUAACUGAUAAUGUCAACAUACCUUUGCUGUAAUUCAUUAUAAUAAUUAAUCAUAAUAUGAAAAAUAUAAAAUAUAAUAAUAUAAAUCACGGGACAUUAAUAUUUAACAAGUUUUUGCCGAAUUUAAUUGAUUAUAAAAAUUAAAUCAAUAAGAUCAAAAAUCACAAUUAGUUAUAAUUUAAGUACACAAGACGAAAGACAGACUUAAUGAUAAUGACCAGAUGGUCAUGAUGAUAAUGAUGAUUAUAAUUAUGAUAGUUAAUGCAUAAAAAUUUUUUAACGAAGAUAUUAAGUAGUAUGGUGCAUUGAAACGAUAAAACUUGAGCGAAUAAAAUAUAAACUACAAUUAAUAAUAACAAUUGUUUUAAAAUGAAUGUGAAUGUAAAUCAGCUUUCGAAAGAGUCAACAAUAUUUAAUAAAUAAAAAGAUACUGGAAACAAAAAAGUUAUAAUAAUAUGUAUUAAAGUUUUAAUAAUAAUGUAUUAGAAAACGCGUAAAUGUGCUUGGAUUAACUGAUUGCUUGCAACUCGCAGUGUGUUUUAAUAUUUAAAUACGAGGUAUGCCGAUGUAAUGUGAUGAGAAUCUAAAAAUAUAUGCAAACAAACUUCAUACGUCUUAGAUACCUUUCUAUUAUGAAAUGCGUGUAGGAAAAUUAUUGAUUUAAAGAUUAAUUAACGAGACUAAAAAAAAAACUAUUAAUAUUACAGUAAUAAGCUAAAUAAAAAUUUUUAUUAUAUUACAUUAUAACUAAAAUAAUAAGGAUUACUAUUAUUACUAUCAGAGGGUGAUUUAAUGAUUUAUAUAUUAUAUAUUAGUGGUAUUUAGAUAGAUAAAGUAGUUUACAUGAUUAUGUCGGUUUUUGAGUGUAUCGUUAUUUAUGUAAGGCUAGCACAACAACUAACAAUGAAUUAAUUGAUUAAUAAUAACAAUCACAAAAAAAUAUAAAGUAAAACAACAAUAAUACUGUCAACUUUUGCGAUCAAUUUAAAGUUUAUUGAUUAUUAAUGCGUUUAGCUGUAGUUAUUUUAUUAAUGAGAGCUUUUAAUAAUCGUCGUAUACAUGCUUGGAAAAUAGGUACCACAAAAUAUAUUUAAUACACAUCUAUAAUAUAAAAUAAAAUAAAAACUACGUUGUGUUUUGUGUGCUCAAGACUUCGGGGUCAUAUUUAAAGAGAAAAAUUUUUUUCACUCCUCUUUGUAAUUUUUCAAUAAUAUCGUUACUGCAAUUGAUUUUUUUUUACAAUUUUUACAAUUUUAAUCACUGAAUAAUAUCAAAGUAAAAACAAUUAUUGAAUUAAUUAAAAACUACUGACUUUGUAAGAGAUAAAUAAUAAUAAUAAUAAUUUGUUCUAUUUCCAUGGCUAGUAAACGAAUAAUAAACGAUUAUUAAAAAAUUAUAUUAUAAUAAUGAUUAAAUAAAUCGUGUUUGUAAUCGUGUAGGUACUUAGUGUGUACACUGUAGGAAUUAAAAAAAAAAAAAAAAAAAAAAAAAAAA